UCACCAAGAAUUGUCAUUGCUUGGGCUAAUGGAGAGAAACCUUCUGUGUGCUUUUGCCAAAUUGAGAACACAAGCAAUUUGUUAUGUUUUACUAAUCAUGCAUGAUGAGAUGAGAAUUGUACCUGAAUGGCAAAUCUUGUUUAACCACAUUGAAUUUGUAGGAAUCCUGUAAAUGGUUGAGGCCUAAGUUCCUGACAUGACAUUUUGAGAGAAGGAUUGUUCCACUUUCUCAAGAGCUGCAAAGAUGGAGAAGAAACCAAAGAUUGUGCAAUAUAGGGAGAGGCUGGAUAGGACCCUUGCCUCACCUGAUCUUACAAAUGAUGAAGAACUCAGAAAGCUUGUCCAAAGUCAACUCCUACCUUCUUCAGAACCAGAAGUAAAAGGAUAUACGGAGAAAGUAGUAGAAACCAAGACUGCAAAGGUAUCUAACUUUCUUGAUAUGUUGAGGAGUGCUUCUUCAGAUGAUUGUGGAAGAUCUAAUGCAUCACACACUGAUUGGAAAUUAAAACAGGAUAGUGAAGAGUUCCGUGUCAUGUAUCGUGAAGGACCAGAGGGAACUCCCUUUCAUACAUUGUUAGUUGAAGGCUUUGUGGAUGGGCCUGUUGAUGUUUGUUUAUGUAUCUCAUGGGAGACGUUCCUUUUCAAAAAAUGGUGGCCUCAGUCUACUGUCCCCACUUUCAAAAUCGUAUCAUCUGAAUGUUUGCACAAGGUCCAGAUUGGGGAACAAAUAUCACUAGUGAGGAUGAAGGUUUCAUGGCCUCUGUCUAUGAGGGAAGUUGUGGUGCACUAUUAUCUGUUUGAGUACUUUCAAGAUGACUUAAUUAUUGUUCUUAUGAAUUCGGUCCCUGAGUCAGAGAGUGUCAUGGGGAACCUUGGUGGUUUCAACAAUGAGGCAAUUCCUGAAGCAAAGGAUGUCGUGAGAGUUGAUUUGGUGGGAGGCUUUGCUUUGCAAAAGGUGACAUCAGAAAGAAGUUACUUUCGGACAAUAGCAAAUAUGGAUAUAAAGCUGGAUUUUGUACCUCCAUCCCUUAUAAACUUUAUUUCAAGGCAGCUCAUGGGCAAUGGUUUCAUACUUUAUCAAAAGACUGUUGCUUCUAUGAUGAGACACGAUAAAGAAGAAUUCAGCAAGGCCUUAGGGGCCCCAUUGUAUGCUAGAAUUCGUGAAGCUCUAUAUAGCACUAGUGGAUCAAAGACUAUGGAUGAUGGAAAGCUUCAGAAAGUUGCAAGAAGUUUCCCAGCUGAAGAUCUUGUUGAAAGUAAGCAAGGUGGGGCAAAAGAUGUAUCUAAGGAGGAUAAAAGCAAUCAGUAUGCAAACAAUGUCAUGUCAAUGUCAAUGGAUGAAAUAGUACUAGAUAAUAACAAAGCAUUUGAUGAGAUUGGAGUAGAUAUGGAAGUGAUUGAACAAAGUGAGGAGGAUUAUAAGAAACUAAAUGAAAUUUCAAAUAAGGAAGUUGAUGCAAGUGUACUAAAAGGCAAGAGGAGUGUAUAUAUACGUUCAGAGGUUGAGCAGGCUCUAGAAACAUUAGACAAGGCCAUUUCAAUGGUGCGGCAAUAUCGAUUUCGUUCCCGCAUGGCCUCUACUAGUUUUGCCGGUGAAGAGUCCCCUUGCAUGAAAAAAGAUGGUAGAGUUGAUUUAUAUUCUGCAAAACCUAUUCAGCCAUUUUCUGAAAAUGAGGUUAGUGUUGAAGUACCAAAUGGAGAUAUACUGGAGGGGACUUCACAAGAAGCACCUGGUACUAACUCUGGCCUCCAAAACAUCAGGUACAUUGGAACAAAUCCUAACUUAAAUGAAGUAGAUUCUAGCAAAGUAGUAACAACUUCAUCAGAGCAGAAUCUUUCAAGACCUAUAGAGGCAAGCCACCAGGUUGCUUCAUAUUCUUUGGAAAAUGGUGAAACUGUGGACCAAACAACAUGCAGUAACAAGCAAGUUCUGAUCCAAGAUGUGUCUUCAGAUGUACCGAAGAAGUUAAGCUGGCAGAAAAAAUAUAUAUACUGUUGUUUUAUGCAUUAACUAAAAGGGAAAAAUGGCCAGUAGCAGAGGAAGAAAAUAGGGUAUUAACAACUUGGUAAAGGUUUUGUAGAACUUAACGCUUGGAUUACUUGAAUAAUGGUUAAUUGGGUAUAUAUACCAACAUUGUUCUCCCAUUUGUUUUGUUGGAAUCAUCGU
Gastrolobium bilobum is the source of this 2167-nucleotide messenger RNA. RefSeq lists its product as uncharacterized. The coding region runs from base 245 to 2011 and encodes 588 amino acids. The record is from RefSeq and is a predicted model, not a curated record. Lineage: Eukaryota; Viridiplantae; Streptophyta; Magnoliopsida; Fabales; Fabaceae. The transcript has 10 exons.